Rosa chinensis is the source of this 1581-nucleotide messenger RNA. Its product is annotated as E3 ubiquitin-protein ligase PRT1. NCBI's taxonomy places the organism in Eukaryota, Viridiplantae, Streptophyta, Magnoliopsida, Rosales, Rosaceae. Bases 126 to 1217 code for a protein of 363 amino acids. The record is from RefSeq and is a predicted model, not a curated record. Gene Ontology annotation, molecular function: zinc ion binding; ubiquitin protein ligase activity. The transcript is spliced from 7 exons. Gene Ontology annotation, biological process: proteasome-mediated ubiquitin-dependent protein catabolic process.
GUCAGAGAGCUUCAGAUUUAGUUACGGCGAUGUGACAGAACUAAAAAGGCCUCAGAAUGGCUCUUCUAGAGAAUUGAGAGAUUCUUCUCACCAACCGCAACUAAUCUCUUUCUAUCACUUCUUCAAUGGAAAAUCAUCACAUCUCGUCGGAGUCGGAGGAAGAGGAAUUCUCCGACCGCUUCGUCUGCUGCAUGUGUCUGGAACUUCUGUACAAGCCUAUAGUGCUCUCCUGUGGGCACGUUUCGUGUUUCUGGUGCGUGCAUCGAUCCAUGAGUGGUGAAAAGCAAUCUCAUUGCCCGCUUUGUAGGCAUCCCUAUAAUCACUUUCCGACUAUAUGUCAAUUGCUUCAUUGUUUACUGCUCAACUCGUAUCCUGUUGCUUAUAAGAAGAGGGAAUUGCAAAUUCUAGAAGAAGAGAAGAAAACUGGCUACUUCUCACCACAGCUUGAUGUUCAGGCUUGGAGCUCACAAGCUAAUCAAGACUCAAAUAUUCCGGGCGACUCUGUAAGCAAAGAGUUGAGUGCAAGUAUGCAGGAAACAGUUUUCGAUUCAUAUAAUCUAAACAAUGCCAUAGCGGUUUCUAGGCCUGCUGAUGGUGGAGACUAUGAGGGAAUGGAGAAUGUUACUGAGCAAGUAAAGUAUCCCCUGUUAUCUCAGCAGCAGAGCGGAAGUCCCAAGCAGAUUUCAGUUGCAGAUGUGCUUUGUGCUGCUUGCAAACAACUGCUGUUUCGUCCUGUGGUUCUUAACUGUGGCCAUGUAUAUUGUGAAAGUUGUAUCGUCAAACAAGAUGAAGAGAAGAUUAGAUGUCAAGUUUGUCAAAGUUUCCAUCCAGCCAGAUAUCCAAAAGUUUGUUUGGAUCUGCAAAACUUUUUGAUAGAACAGUUUCCUAAAGAACUUGCACAUAGAAGAGAUGGUGUACAGCGUAACCAUGUUAAUCCAACUACAUGUGAAGGCAAAAGCAGUAAAGAAGCAGAGAAGUCAUCAUCGGGUUCAUAUCACAGAGGAGUUGGCUGUGAUUAUUGUGGGAUGUAUCCGAUAAUUGGGGAUAGAUACCGGUGCAAAGAUUGUGUGGAGAAAAUCGGAUUUGACCUUUGCAAUGAUUGUUAUAAUACUAGUUCCAAGCUUCCAGGUCGAUUUAAUCAGCAACAUACAGCAGAACACCAGUUUGAGCUUAUACGCAGCGACAUUAUUCGUGGGUCAGUUAAGGAUAAUGAGUGAGCGGUUAGGGGAAGCUUCUUUUGCUGUUUUACUGGCUCACAUGUCAGGGAUUCCAGACGAAGAUGCUGGGAAUAGAGAGCUCCUCCAUGCUCCCUCCACGAAUAGUGAAAAUGAUGAGGAUGAUCAAGAUGGCUCUCAACCAAGUUUUCAGCACGGUGGCAUUUGAGGCUUGUGUUUUGUUUGGCUUGUAGAUGCUUCCUUAUGUUGUAAAUAAUGUCUUUUCCCAAGAUUAUAUCAUGGCAAAGGUUUCUAUGGAAGACUACUAGAUUGUACAGCUUUAGAAGUUUCGUGAUCUAGGAUAUAAAUUCAGAAGAUAUUGAUAGUGUACAAACUAUUUAUAAAUGAGAAAAUGGAUGUUCUCUUA